This is a messenger RNA of Olea europaea var. sylvestris, 1893 nucleotides long. RefSeq names its product farnesylcysteine lyase. Gene Ontology annotation, biological process: prenylated protein catabolic process; prenylcysteine catabolic process. The transcript has 5 exons. The coding region runs from base 80 to 1558 and encodes 492 amino acids. Gene Ontology annotation, molecular function: prenylcysteine oxidase activity. The record is from RefSeq and is a predicted model, not a curated record. Lineage: Eukaryota; Viridiplantae; Streptophyta; Magnoliopsida; Lamiales; Oleaceae.
GGCAAGUCAUAACUUCGAAUACAAUCAUAACAUUGUAUACAGAAUCAAAAUCUGUAGCAGCAGCUGCAGCAUCAAAAUCAUGGAGCAACGAAUCAUAGCCAUUGUAUUCUGUUUCCUGCUGUUACAAUUUUCACCCACACACUCCAAUACGGUCUGCAUAAUUGGUAGUGGAAUCGGCGGCGCUUCCGUGGCGCAUUUCCUCCGCCAAUACUCCGCCGCCUACCACCCGUCCCCGUCCCCAAUUGCUCAAAUCAACAUGUUCGAGCGAAAAGGCGUCGUUGGUGGACGCAUGGCCACCGUGACAAUAGCCGGUGAGACCUUCGAGGCCGGUGCCUCCAUACUGCAUCCCAAGAAUUACCACGCCGUGAACUACACCAAAUAUCUUGACCUUCAAUUGAAAAAGCCGAAGUCGAGUGACGAUUCUCUCUCUUUGGGUCUCUGGGAUGGCCAUAAAUUUGUCUAUAAAACAUUCAACUCGAAGUCAAAGCUACCAAUUGUUCAACGCUUGGUGUCACUUGCAAAUUCUAUUAUGAUGUUUCUGCGAUACGGAUUUUCCCUCUUUCGUAUGAGUAGCUUCGUCGAGGUGGCAGUGAAUAACUUUUUGAGGUAUUAUGAAGGUUUUAAUUCCCGUCCUGUGUUUGAGAGUGUGGAGGAGAUGCUUAAAUGGGCAGGACUGUACGAUCUGACAACACAGACGCUUGGAGAGGAAUUAGUCAAAGCAGGGUUGUCUCCUCUACUCAUUCAAGAGCUUGUCACUGUUAUAACAAGGAUAAAUUAUGGUCAAAGUGUUAACAUCAGCGGAUUUGCUGGUGCAGUUUCCUUGGCUGGAUCUGGAGGCGGUUUAUGGUCAAUUGAAGGAGGGAACUGGCAGUUGGCUGCUGGAUUGAUUAACAGAUCUGAUGUUUUAUUGCACCUUCAUGAAGAAAUAGAAUCUGUCUCUUAUCUAGGAGAUGUUUAUGUGCUCAACUCCACCCAAGGGAAGAGUUACAACUGUGGAGUUACAGUGGUAGCAACACCCCUAGAUGAGCUGAAUAUUGAUUUCAAUCCUAGAAUUUCAAUUCCUCCAAGGAAAUUACAGCACACACAUGCAACUUUCGUUAGGGGUCUCUUAAAUCCUGCAUAUUUUGGUCUGAACUCGCUUUCGGAUAUCCCAGACUUGGUAGGCACUAAAGAGUCUCAUGAUGUACCAUUCUCGAGCAUCAGUAUUCUGAAGAAACAUGAGAAUGAUAUGACUUACAAGGUAUUCUCUCGUGAGACAAUGACAGAUGCGUUGCUGGAUAACGUUUUCAGUACAAGAAAAGAGACAAUGAAAAUCAACUGGGCUGCUUAUCCUCAUUAUCACGCUCCUGAGAAAUUUGCUCCCUUUAUUUUAGAUAAUCAGCAUUUGUACUAUGUGAAUGCGUUUGAGAAUGCAGCCAGCACAAUGGAAACAAGUGCUGUUGCGGCUGAGAAUAUAGCCCGGCUUAUUCUCUCGAGAUUAUCCCAGGGAGUGGGCUUGAGUUCAUUAGACUUGAAGAGGGUUGGCAGAGAUCCAUCUGAAUUGCACACAGAGUUGUAAUUUCCAAUGUAACUUGUGCGAGUUUCUGGUGUCCUGACUGCGCCAGGGAGCCGAACUGGGAACUUGUAUAUACAAUUAAUUGUCAUGCUUGUGCACGCCUGCGUAUAUGGGAAUAAAUGCUGUAGAACAUUUUGUCGAAAACAUAUUUGGAGUUGAUGAGCUCAUUUUGUAAGUUAUUUCAAUCCAUCCGUGACUUGAUUUGGGAAACUGCCCCUUGAACCGAUCAUGAUUUGUUGUAUCAAUCUAGUGGUCUUUUUUUUGGAGCUCUUAGGCAUUCCACUACCUAUUUCUGUGAAAUUGCGAGUUAUUAUAGCAGUUUUAUCAUCUUGAUGAAA